CUAUCUCUCCAUAAAUAUAUAUCCAUUCUUAGUUUAAAUAAAGACUUCUUCUUCUUCUUCUCAUUUACCUUUUUCUUUUAGAGAUCUCCAUGGCCUUAUCUUCUCCAAGGUCUCCUUUCUCUUCAUCAAUGGAGAGAACCAACCAAUGGGUUUUCUCUCAAGAGAUCCCAAGUGAUAUCCUUGUCCAAGUCAAUGAUGUCCAGUUUCCUCUCCACAAGGUUAUGCUUGUGGCCAAGAGUGGAUACAUAAGAAGGAAAAUACUAGAAUUGAACGGGGCUGAACUAAACCACAUUGAUCUCUCCGCCGUGCCGGGUGGUGCCGAGACCUUCGAGAAGGCGGCGAAGUUUUGUUAUGGAAUAAACUUCGAGAUAUCAGUCCAUAACAUAGCCGGACUCUGGUGCACCGCCGAAUACUUGCAGAUGACUAAUGACUGCUGUUGCACCGGCAACCUCGCCGGACGUGCCGAGGAGUUCUUAGUUCACGUUGCAUUCAAAACUCUUUCUGGUUCUGUCAUUGUGCUCAACUCUUGUGAGUCUCUGCUUCCUUUUGCUGAGGAUGUUGCCCUUUUUAAGAGAUGCGUUGAUGUUGUUGCUAUGAAGGCAUGCAACGAGUCAAUUCAUCCAACCCGGGCAACAACCGAGUGGUGGGCCACAGAACUCACCUCACUCAGCCCUAACUCGCUCCAGAAGGUUCUCACCGCCAUGAAAUCCUUCGGUGCUUCUCCCAAAUCCCUCUCCACCGCCAUCACCACCUUCGCCGACUCCUCCCUCUCCGACAUCCUCCUCCGCCCCACCUCCACCUCCACUCCCGUUUCCCUCCCCGAUGAUGCUCUCGCCCACCACCGCGCCGCCCUCGAAUCCCUCGCCGCCAUCCUCCCCUCCUCCCGCGACGCUCCCCUCCCUUUCACCUUCCUCUCCUCCCUCCUCCGCGCCGCCACCUCCCUCUCAGCCUCCCUCUCCUCCCGCCGCGAGAUCGAGCGCCGGAUCUCCGCCGCCCUCGACCAAGCCUCCGCGAGCGACCUCAUCUCUUUGUCCCUCGACGCCACCGGCCAUCGCUUUGGCGAUCUCGAGAGCGUGAGGCGAAUCAUUGCGGGGUUCGUGGAGAAGGAGGCGGCGGCGGCUGGGGGCGGUGGGUUGCUGUUCGGCGGAGGAGCAGUGACUUGCUCGCCGGCGAUGCAGAAGGUUGCCAGGACCUUGGAUGCGUUUGCGGCGGAGAUCUCCACUGAUGAGGAUCUCACCGUUUCGAAGUUCGCCGCCGUCGCCGGAGCUUUGCCGAAGGCCUCCCGCCGCUUCGACGAUGAUGUCUACCGCGCCGUUGAUCUCUAUCUUAAGGCUCAUCCAGGACUAGAUGAACUAGAAAGAGAAAAAGUAUGCAGCGUGAUGGAUCCUUUAAGACUAAGCUAUGAAGCCAGACUCCAUGCCUCACAAAACAAGCGUCUUCCUCUUCAAAUUGUUCUACAUGCACUCUAUCAUGACCAGCUCAAACUCCGCAGCGGCGAAAGUGAGGCCACUGCCACCUCUGCUCAGACUGCUGCAGCCUCCGAAGCCGCCCUUGCUCGAGAGAAUGCCUUGCUCAGAAUGGAACUGGCCAAGAUGAAGAUGUAUGUGUCUGACAUGCAAAAGGAACAUGCAUCAGGGUCUAAAGGAUCUUCAGCAAAGAAGGGGAGUUCUUCUUUCUUUUCUUCAGUUUCAAAGACUCUGGGCAAGUUGAAUCCUUUCAAGAUGCAGGGUUCUAAGGACACUCUUAAUCUUGAUGAUGGUGUUGGUGAGGUUAUUACCAAGCCAAGGAGGAGGAGGUUUUCUAUUUCUUAGAUAUACAAUUACUUCUUGCCAAUUUGCAUACAAUGGUUUGUGUUUUUGUUCUUUUUGUUAUUGUUGUUUAAUUGUGUGUUUAUGUGUAUAUAUAUGCUGAACACUUCAUAGUCUUCAUUGUUAAGAAGAUGAAGUUGUUUGAAUAGGAGUGGGUUUGCUUGUUAUGGAAUGUCUACAAAAGUUAUUCAAUAAUUUUAGUGAGAAGAGUAUCUAAAGAUAA
Molecule: messenger RNA, 2031 nt
Organism: Dioscorea cayenensis subsp. rotundata (Guinea yam)
Lineage: Eukaryota; Viridiplantae; Streptophyta; Magnoliopsida; Dioscoreales; Dioscoreaceae
Product: root phototropism protein 2-like
Exons: 5
Coding region: 90-1811 (573 amino acids)
Molecular function (GO): protein binding
Source: RefSeq, a predicted model, not a curated record